This is a messenger RNA of Arabis nemorensis, 465 nucleotides long. Lineage: Eukaryota; Viridiplantae; Streptophyta; Magnoliopsida; Brassicales; Brassicaceae. The record is from the annotation of a GenBank genome assembly.
AUGAAGACCGUCACCGGAAGAAUUAUCAGUGCGGAACCAGUCUCCCUCACCAAGGCGGCUUCGCUUCUCAUAAAUUUCGCUUCCUCGGAUAACGGCACCUCCCAAGACGUGAGCGCGUACCUCCAACGCGUCGCCGCUGCUUUCACCGAGCUAAAGAGCAUCCACAGAGAGAUUCUGUCGUCUUCUUUAGAGGAGACGAACCCAAGAUCCGACGUAACGCGAGACCGGAAUCCGACCGUAGAAUUCGACGGUCGAGCUAAGGCGAUUGAUGAUUUGGUGGGCAAGGGAGGGAAGAUUCGUGACCGGAAAAGUGAAGCUGCGUUUGAAAGUCCGGUGCUUGACACUCUGUUCAACUCAAUUUGUGCAAGGGAUGAUGAUCCUCAGUCGUCAGAAAAUUUCAUGAACUGGCAUUUUCCAUGUGAAAUUCUCGACAACAGAAUGCCAAAGAAAUCAAAAGUAGUGUGA